Rhinichthys klamathensis goyatoka is the source of this 3632-nucleotide messenger RNA. RefSeq names its product integrin, alpha 8 (gene itga8). Gene Ontology annotation, molecular function: integrin binding. Gene Ontology annotation, biological process: cell-cell adhesion; cell adhesion mediated by integrin; integrin-mediated signaling pathway. The record is from RefSeq and is a predicted model, not a curated record. The transcript has 24 exons. The annotation marks the transcript as partial. Lineage: Eukaryota; Metazoa; Chordata; Actinopteri; Cypriniformes; Leuciscidae. Gene Ontology annotation, cellular component: integrin complex; external side of plasma membrane.
AAAUGUGUAUUUGUGUGUCCAGGUCAAGUGAUCACUGCAGGAGUUGCAGAGAUAUUGAACGGCUAUUCCUUGAAAAAUAUCCUGCGCAAAGUUCAGGGAGAGAAGCAGACUGUGGCUGCAUCAGACGCAUAUGAUGACAGUUACCUAGGGUACUCUGUAGCGGUUGGAGAGUUCACAGGUGAUUCUGAACAAGAACUGGUAGCAGGGGUUCCUCGAGGAGCGCACAACUUUGGUUAUGUGGCUGUGAUCAAUGCAACAAACCUGACGUUUAUUCAGAAUUUUACUGGGGAGCAGAUGGCCUCUUAUUUUGGAUACACCAUUGCAGUGACUGAUGUAAAUGAAGAUGGGCUAGAUGACGUGCUAGUUGGAGCCCCACUCUACAUGGACCGUGAGUUUGAGAGUAAACCACGUGAGGUGGGCCGUGUGUACUUGUACCUGCAAGAGGACGUGCUUCUCUUCUCCCCUCCCAUCACACUCACUGGAACGCACCUGUUCGGCCGGUAUGGAAGUGCCAUCGCCCCUCUUGGAGAUAUCAACCAGGAUGGAUACUCUGACGUGGCAAUAGGGGCUCCGUUCGCAGGUGAGGACCGUGGUGGCAGGGUCUUCAUCUAUAAUGGACAGAAAUCUGGACUGAUGUUACAGGCAUCUCAAGUGCUGAGAGGUGACUGGGCCUCAUCCGCCGUCCCAGCAGGCUUUGGAUUCACCCUGCGUGGAGCAUCUGACCUCGAUAACAACCAGUACCCUGAUUUGCUGGUUGGUGCAUUUGGAGUGAGUAAAGUUGUGGCCUACAGGGCAAGGCCAGUGGUCACCGUGAACGCUCAGCUGAUUUUGAUGCCCAAAAUUUUCAACCCUGAGGACAAGUCUUGCCGCAUGCCCAAUUCUGAUGACAUGGUAACCUGUCUGUCAGUUAAUGUGUGUGCUAAGAUCUCUGGAAUUGGUAUUCCUGAUUAUGUAGCUCUGACAAUGAACCUGCAGUUGGAUUGGCUGAAGCAGCGUGGAGCAGUUAAGCGAAUCUUGUUCAUGGACUCUCACCAGCACCAGAGAACCCAGCAGUUGGUUCUGGGUCAAGGGGACCGCCAACAUUGCCACAACUACUCUGUUUACCUGCGGGAUGAGGGAGAGUUUAGGGAUAAACUGAGUCCUAUCAGCGUGGCACUGAACUACAGUCUGGACCAGAAUUCCCCUCCACCUGGCCUACAGCUGCGGCCCAUUUUAGACCACUAUAGCAAGACCUUCCACCAUGAGCAGGCAAACAUCCUGUUGGACUGUGGGGAAGACAACAUGUGCAUCCCAGAUCUCAAACUUUCUGCUAAAAUGGACCGAACAGAACUUAUAAUCGGGGAUGACAACUUGCUUAUGUUAACCAUCAACGCCGCCAAUAAGGGCGAAGGGGCGUACGAGGCGGAGCUUCAUGUGACCAUGCCACCAGAGGCGGACUAUAUUGGUGUGGAGCGCAGACGUGAGGAUCUUCAGCGGCUGAACUGCGAGCACAGGACAGAGAAUGAUACCAGAGUUGUGGUGUGUGACCUGGGAAACCCAAUGGUGGCUGACACAAACUUGUUGGUGGGUUUACGGUUUUCUGUACAGCGGCUGGAAGAUGCCCAUCCUACUAUUGGCUUUGAGCUGCAGAUACACAGCUCUAAUAAGGACAACGCAAGAAGCGUCCCAGUGAAUUUGACUCUGAGCAUUGCGGCGAGAGCACAGGUGGAGAUCAGAGGUGUGUCUCACCCAGCUCAGGUUGUUUUGCCUUUCCCUCGAUGGGAACCCAAAGAGAAACCUGUGAGAGAGGGUGACGUCGGCCCUCAGGUUCAACACAUAUAUGAGUUACAUAAUAAGGGUCCAAGUUCAAUAAGCAGGACGGUGUUGGAGGUGGGCUGGCCCAGUCAGUACCGUGAGGAACACCUCCUCUAUGCCCUUCAGAUCAUCACUGACGGACCUGUACACUGCAGCGUCAACGGUUCCCUCAACCCACUGGAGCUAGAGACCUCCACUCUUCAGGACACUCCAGAAUUACUGGGCUUUCUGAGGAACAGCAGUGGUCCGACUCGCCAUAGACGAUCUGUUUCUACAGCCCAGAGCUACAGCAGCAAGACACUGAACUGCUCUAAUAUCAACUGCCUAAUGGUGGAGUGUGUCGUGGAUCGUUUGGAUCGAGGGCGAAGCGCUGUGAUCAAGUUCAGAUCCCGUCUCUGGGCUCACACCUUCUUACAGAGACGGAAUGACCACUACACGCUAAACUCCACAGUGUCCUUUCAAGUGACGGCCAUGCCUUAUCGCAUCAAAGCUGAUACACUGCCACACCAGACCAAAUCAAUCGGCACAUUUGUGGUGUGGGCCAUUCCUGACGUUUCCUUUGCCAUUCCCCUGUGGGUAAUAAUUUUGGCUAUACUGCUGGGACUGCUGGUGCUGGCUAUGCUUAGCCUGGCAAUGUGGAAGUGUGGCUUCUUCGAUCGGGCACGGCCACCCAAAGAUGACGACGUGUCAGACCGCGAGCAGCUGACCGCAGAAAAAUCCACAGAUGCGUGAGAGCAGAACAGAUGAGAAGGAUGAAUAAAGAGGCCAUGGGAUGAUUCUCCAUGAAGACAGUGGAGGAUCUGUGUUCGAAGGUUUCAGUAUCUUUGUAGAAGACUACAGAUCCAAGCCUCUAAAUAAACUACAGCUGCCACACUGGACUGCGAUCUGUGAGCUGGGCCACAGUACCACUCAGAAACUUUCAUAAAGCUUUAUUUAAAAUGGCAGAAGAUCAAGAACUCUUGAUAGAGCUGCAAUCUCCUCACUAUCCAAAGAGCCACAUUGCCAGUACAAGACUAGAGGCUGACCAAUACAAUGAUUAAGAUCUCACUGUCUGAUCAACUCCAUCGACUUCCUGUUAGGUUACGAUGAAACACAGUGAUUACUUCUGAGAAAUUUGUGUUUAACAUUAUCAAUGGAACUUAAUAUCAUAUGUAUUAAGUCACCAGCUCAGCACAAGAUCUGGAUCAUUCCACAAUACACUUCACAUUUUCUGAUAUUUCUUUUGUUUCAUAUUUAAAUAUAUGACACCAAACAGUUUAAAGUGUUGGCAUCCAUGUUUCAUGUUUACAGCAGAGAGAUGCUAAAACUGUUUAUGAUUAUUACUAGAGCAGUCUUGCAGUGUUUUAUAAAUGGCCAUUUUUUACAGAAUGUUUAAAGAAAUUAAAUGUCACAUACUGUAUACAAAGUUUAUUGUACAGUAUAGAAAUCAUUUGUCACCUACAGUACAUUAUGGAUUGGCAAUUAAAAAGAAACCAAUUUUACAGAUAAGAAUGCGGCUUAUUGAUAAUGAUAAAGGUGUAGUGGUAAAUUCUGCGAUCUGUGGCUGACUAGAAUCGUUAUUCUUAAAGAGCUGGUGCAUUGCAUCAUGUAGUUUCACAGCAAAGCCUCAUAUGUCUACAUGCCUUGUCAAUGAUUGUACUGAUUACAUAUUGAAGCUUGUAAAAUAAUUGCUCAGUAAGUACAAAGAUGGGGGAGGGGGAAUUAAUAGAUAUUAAUUACAUGUGCAAUAAUGGGACAUUUUUGAGUUGAUCAUUUGUGUGUACACUGGCUCCAAAAUGUUUAAAACCUGAGGUUCAGGUUGUUUUGUAUAUAAAGUUAAAAUACAUAUUUGUCAGGCU